AUUUCUACUUUCCAAGCAGCCUUGACUCCUGGACAGUUUCCUGCAUGUUUCGUGGACCCGUUUUCAGAAGGGGAUUCCCUCCCCUCCUCUUUCCUAGGCUGAGAGAAGCGACCUGCCGAAGUCGCUUCUGCUGGCCUUGCAUGCAAGGCUGCAACCCCGUGUGCAAGAAGUUGGAUAGAAGUUGUGCAAGGACUGGAACUCGGUUUCCUGGUUUCCAGCCUUUCUCCACCAAGUGGUUCUUUCAGCACACAUGAUGCUCCACAUCAUGUUAAACAAUAUCUAAGUUGGAAAUCUUUCCUGGUUCCUCUGGAGUCCAGAUUAUCUUUUGUGGGAAGAGGGCUAAAUCACCCUAGGAGAUUUGGCUAGACCUCUUGUGAAAUCCAUUCCUCCAUUUUGGAUCUGGAUUAGAGACCAGAGACAAGAUGGAGGGACAACGCCCAGCAGAUGCAGGUGUUGGAAAAGGCCUUCCAGCUACUCAGCCUUGGAGCUGUGGGGAAAAUGGGGCAAGUCCUGGGCAGAAGAGCCAAGAAGAGGAAGCCAACACUUCGGAGAUCCAAUACUGUCACUUCAGAAAAGUGCAGUUCCAGGGGGGGAAGAGUCCCCAAGAUGUUUGCACUCAGCUUCACCACCUUUGCUGUCAGUGGCUGCAGCCAGAAAGACACAUGAAGGCUCAGAUGCUGGACCUGGUGCUCCUGGAGCAGUUCCUGGCUGUCCUUCCCCCAGAGAUGGAGAAAUGGGUGCGGGAGUGUGGAGCGGAGACCAGUUCCCAGGCGGUGGCCCUGGCUGAAGGCUUCUUGCUGACCCAGGAGGAGGAGAAAUUGCAAAAAGCAUUGCAGAAAUCCUUGGAAACUUUGACUGAAUAUCCCAAGGGGAGGAAAGAUUCAUUCAGAUCUUCUCAAGAGCUGCUGUUCAGGGAGACUUUACACAAAGAUCAAACUCACGAUACCACGCCAGAGAGUAGAAAACUGUCCUUGGAAAUUUUAGAAUCACCUCCUCUUUGUGGUGGGGCUGAAGGGUUGGCUGAACCGCAACUUCAGGGUGUAGUGUCUUUUGAAGACGUGGCGGUAUAUUUCUCCAAGGAGGAGUGGUCUCUACUGGAUGCUGACCAAAAAGCUCUCCAUAGAGAAGUCAUGCUGGAGAAUUCCAGGAAUCUGUUUUCUCUGGGCUUUAAUGGGCAAGAGAAUAAGAAUUGCAACGAGGAAUGCCAUGCAAUCCAUCUGAAAAAGGAAAAGGGGAAAUUUGCAGGCCAUCAGAAUGUUCCUCCCAGAGACAACACAGUAGUAUCCUAG
Molecule: messenger RNA, 1289 nt
Organism: Notechis scutatus (mainland tiger snake)
Lineage: Eukaryota; Metazoa; Chordata; Lepidosauria; Squamata; Elapidae
Source: RefSeq, a predicted model, not a curated record